UUUGUCUGUCAUGACAUUGGAGCUCACGCAAUAAUCAGAAAGGAAAAUGCAACCAAAUCUGUUACACUGCCAUAUUCAGAGAUUUUACCUUGUUUAUGCAUUGAGGGAUGGUCAGCAAUUCCUGAUGCACGAAGGACCCGACUCUGCCCCUUUAAAAAAUGAUAUUUCCACUCUUUGGGACAAUAUUGCAUACAAUUCUAUGAAAGAAGUAUUAACCUGGGUGCCACUCUGUACUGUGAAGGCCAAGGUCCAUCUUUGUUGGAUGACAGAUGACAAACAGAAAUGUGUGAAUAUUCCAGACUCAUCAAGUGAUGCUCAUAAUCAAGUUUCAUAUACUCGUGUAGAUACACACCCCAGACUUUGCAUGAAGUUCGCUACAGAAACAGGCUCUUGGGUGAAAUGUCCCUUUCCUUCUGGACCAUUUUCUGCUUGGGAUAUGAAAACAUAUGUUAUGGCUAAAUCAAUGGAAAUCAGACUGACAUCACCAACUAAAGCUAAGUUCUCUGUGUUUAUUUGUAACCGGACA
This is a messenger RNA of Staurois parvus, 526 nucleotides long. Lineage: Eukaryota; Metazoa; Chordata; Amphibia; Anura; Ranidae. The record is from the annotation of a GenBank genome assembly.